CAAUCAAACGGCAGGAUUCAUAUGAGUUUCCUGUCUCUUUCCUUGACGAUGUUUUGAUUUCUAUGGCUUUCUUAUGCCCUAUAUAAACCCCCAUCUGCACUCUCUUGUGAUGUAUCUUCGUAUUGUAGUUUUGAUAUAUCCUUCUCAUUCUCAUUGCCAAUUUGUUCAAAGUUUACUUGGGCUUUCAUUUCGUUCAGGUGUCAAGUUCAGGUUCUUAUUAGUUCUUAAGGUUGGUAUGGUUGUGUUUUUUGCUGAUAUUUUCUGAUAAGUUUGGAGGUCACCGAUCAAUCUGUCAGUGUGCGCCUACCUAUUUGGAUUGAUGAACAAGUGGCUAUCAAAAGUGCAGGUUUUUCAUACCUGUAACUUUGGUCGUUGCGAAUCUUUGUGAUUGUUGCCAUGGAAACAUUUGGCAGUGAGAGGUUGUGAUUGCAGCCAGGUGCUGCAGCAAACUCUAUUGCGAAAUAUAUCCGGGCAGAAACAUUUAAUAAAGCUGCAAAUGGAAUUGCCUUUUCCGGCAGAACAGCCAAAGAAUUUCUCUACCUCUUGCUGCCUCCCAUGCUCUCCCUGUUGAACAAAGCUUUGUGGAGAACAUCUUAUUUAACUAUAAGACUAUGCUUUUGAUGCUGAUAGAGCUAACUCAGUCGAUCAAAAUGGAGUAUGAAAACAAGUAUCAGCAUGUUCCAGCGGCAAAAUACGAGUGUCUUCUCUUUGAUGUGGAUGAUACCCUUUAUCCUCUGAGUUCUGGUUUAUCCAAGGCAUGCACCAAGAAUAUCGAAGAAUUCAUGAUUCAAAAGCUUGGAAUAGAAGGAAACAAAGUCACAGAGAUUAAUCGCGUGCUAUACAAAAAUUAUGGGACAUCAAUGGCUGGUCUCAGGGCUGUUGGCUAUAACUUUGACCAUGAUGACUACCAUAGCUUUGUUCAUGGGAGAUUACCGUACGAGAACCUGAAACCUGAUCCUGUCAUGAGGAGUCUUUUGCUUAGCUUGCCAAUUCGCAAAGUUAUAUUCUCAAACGGGGAUAAGGUCCAUGUGGCUAAAGUUCUAAGGAAACUUGGCUUGGAGGAUUGCUUUGAAAGGGUUAUAAGCUUUGAGACACUUAACCCCACUAAUGGAAGCAGUACUUCAGAUGGAGAAGACAGCUUGAAGUUGAGAGGCUUAAGUUCUGAAAUUCUUGAUGCCACCAAUUGCCCUUGCCAAUCAGCACUUCCAGAAACCCCAAUAAUCUGCAAACCAUUUGAAAAUGCAUUUGAACAAGCCUUCAAUAUAGCUAACAUCAACCCUCAAAAAACACUCUUCUUUGACGAUAGCGUCCGCAACAUACAAACAGGAAAACAAAUAGGCCUCCACACUGUGUUGGUGGGCACUUCCCAGAGAACAAAUGGAGCAGAUUAUGCAUUAGAGAGCAUACACAACAUCAGGGAAGCACUCCCAGAGCUGUGGGAAGCAGAUAACAAGAAAUCAGAAGGUGUCAGGUAUUCUGGAGAGGUUGCAAUCCAGACAUCAGUGAUGGCCUAGCUGCUUCCUGAUCAACAGCAAAAUGUCAAGAUCAAAAUUUCACAAAAUUCCAACAAUCCCUCUAACAUUUUGUGGUGUAGAUUUGUGUCCACAGCCACUUUUUGUCCUCAGUGUGGAAUUUGUAUCUUUCACUUUAACCAUCAAUAAAGAGUAUCUUUUCUUGAUUCA
This is a messenger RNA of Theobroma umbraticum, 1682 nucleotides long. The record is from RefSeq and is a predicted model, not a curated record. Lineage: Eukaryota; Viridiplantae; Streptophyta; Magnoliopsida; Malvales; Malvaceae.